GAUUGAUGAAAGAGUAAACAAGCGAAGAACAAACUGAUUUGCCCUAGCCGGCAUUACACAACUCAUUUCCCAUUUCCGAUUGAUGAGAAGUUAAACGAAGGAAAGUGAGCGAUGCCGUUGUUCAUAUCGGAUGAGGAAUACGAGCGGUGCUCGCAAGAUGCCGGUUUGGUAGCGGUGAAAGCUGAUGAGUUUAUUCGCGAUUUGUACAAUCAACUGGAAAAUGUGAAAGCACAGGCUGAUGCUGCAUCUAUUACAGCUGAACAGACUUGUUCUGUUCUUGAACAGAAGUAUGUCUCGCUUUCUUCUGAGUACUCCGUGCUUCAACUGCAGUACUCUCAACUUAAUUCUUCCUUUGAGGAACGCCUGUCUGAACUCUCUCAAGCACAAGCCGAGAAACAGCACGCUUUCAUCCAAUCUAUUGGAAAGGAUGGAGAUGUGGACCGGUUAUCAACAGAGGCUUCAGAACUCCGGAAAACAAAGAGGCAAUUGAUGGAAUUGGUAGAACAGAAAGACUUGGAGAUUAGUGAGAAAAAUUCCACUAUCAAAAGCUAUCUUGAUAAGAUAGUUCACUUGACUGAUAUUGCUGCAAAUAGGGAAGUACGGGUCUGUGACUUGGAGACUGAAGUGUCACGCUGUCAGGCUUCUUGUUCGCGGCUUUUGCAGGAGAAGGAGCUUGUUGAGAGGCAUAAUGCAUGGCUUAAUGACGAGUUAACAACAAAGGUCAAUGGUCUCAUGGAGCUGCGUAAAGCUCAUUCUGAGCUUGAGGCUGAUAUGUCUGCCAAACUUGUUGAUGCUGAGAAAAAAAUUAUUGAAUGUGAUAGGCGUUUGAAGAGAAAAGAGGAACAAGUUAGAGAAAUGGAGUUGAAGUUCACUUCUCUAGAGCAAGAUUUAUUAUCCACCAAGGAUGUAGCAGCUGCAAAAGAGGACCAAAUGUCUGGUGAAAUUGCAACGUUAAACAAGCUAGUGGAGUUGUACAAGGAGAGCUCCGAGGAAUGGUCUAAAAAGGCAGGAGAACUUGAAGGAGUAAUUAAAGCUCUGGAGACUCAUGGAAACCAAAUAGAGAAUGACUAUAAAGAGAGGCUUGAGAAAGAAGUAUCUGCAAAGAUAGAACUAAAGGAGGAGGUUGCAUGUUUGAAAAAUAAGCUUGCGAAAAGCGAAGCGGAAUUAAAAAAAGGAGAAGAUACAUUGAAGCUUCUUCCUUUGAGUUAUUUUUCUAGUGAAUCAUUGCCAAACUCAGUUGAAGCUGGUGACAUGGUUGAGGAUGAUCGGAUGGUCGUACCUAGUCUACCAAUUGGUGUUUCAGGAACCGCAUUAGCCGCUUCACUUCUUCGGGAGGGUUGGAGUCUGUCUAAGAUGUACACCAAAUAUCAGGAAACUGUUGAUGCACUACGACAUGAACAAUUGGGAAGAAAACAAGCUCAAGAUGUACUGGAGCGAGUACUCUGUGAAAUAGAGGAGAAAGCUGGAGUUAUCUUGGAUGAGCGAGCGGAGCAUGAAAGAUUGGAAGAUGCUUACUCUGUGCUAAAUGAAAAGCUGCAGCAUUCCCUCUCUCAUCAAGCUGCUUUAGAGAGGAAUAUUCAGGAAUUCAAUGCUGAUAUGAGAAGGCGUGACCGUGAUUAUGCUGUUGCUCAGGCAGAGAUAGUUGACCUCCAAGAACAGGUGACAGUGCUUUUAAAGGAAUGUUGUGAUAUACAAUUCCGUGGUGGAUCUGUGGGACCUAAAAAUGACAAUUCUGUGGUGUCAAAUUCUUUAAUUAUGUUUGGUGCUGAAUCUAAUGCUGAUGAUGUUGGAAGGCACUUGAGCUACAAGGACAUAAAUGGCCUGGUUGAACAAAAUGUCCAGCUAAGAGGCCUAGUUCGGAGCCUUACUGACCAGAUUGAGAACAGAGAGUCAGAGUUGAAGGAAAAGUAUGAGAAGGAGCUGCAGAAGCAUGUUGACAAAGCUACCUCCCAGGUUAAUGCAGUACUGGCAAAAGCGGAUGAGCAGGGUACGAUGAUUAAAUCACUUCAUGCAUCUGUGGCGAUGUACAGAAAGCUCUUUGAAGAGCAUACAGUUGUUUCUUCUGAUACUCGAUCUGAAAAAGUAGCAGAGGUUGAGAGGCAUGAAGUGAUGCUUUUGCCUGAUUCUUCACAUGAAAUUUUAGGGAGAGCACAAGAACGGGCUUUUGAGCGUGUAAAAUGUCUUGAAGAAGAGUCGUCAAGAUUACGGAGCGAGAUUAUUUCUCUUCGGUCAGAGCGGGAUAAGUCAGCUCUGGAAGCACAGUUUGCUCGAGAUAAACUUGACAGAUAUAUGAAAGAUUUUGAGCUCCAGAGAGAGGAGCAUAAUGAUGUGAUCACGAGAAAUGUUGAGUUCUCACAGUUGAUAGUUGACUACCAGAAGAAGCUGCGAGAAAGUUAUGAGUCAUUGAAUGCUGCUGAGGAACUUUCUCAAAAUCUAAAACUGGAGGUGUCUAUUCUAAAGGAUGAAAAGGGUAUGCUGGUAAAUGCCGAAAAGAGAGCUUCGGAUGAAGUACGUAAUUUGUCACAAAGGGUGCAUAGUUUGCAGGUCCAUUUAGAUACAUUGCAGAGUACUGAGAACGUUCGUGACGAGGCAAGAGCUGCUGAGAGGAGAAAGCAAGAAGAGUAUAUUAAGCUUAUUGAGAAAGAAUGGGCUGAAGCUAAGAAAGAAUUACAAGAACAGCGUGAUAAUGUUCGAAACCUUAUACCUGAGAGAGAAGAUGCUCUAAAGAAUGCAUUGAGACAAAUUGAGGAAAUGAGGAAGGAAUUGGCUAGCACUUCACAUUCUGUGGCUGCUGCUGAAGCUAGAGUAGUUGUUGCUGAAGCGCGAUCUGCUGAUUUAGAGGAAAAAUUGCAAGCUUUGCAAAAAAAGGUUUCUGAAAGAGCUGAUGAAGGUGGUCCUUCCUCUUCUACUGAGCUUUUUGACAACAUGGAUUCUGCUGAAGAAGUUAAAAGACUCAGAGAGGAGGUGCAGGUUAACAAAAAUCAUAUGCUGCAAUAUAAAAGCAUAGCUCAGGCAAAUGAAGAAGCAUUAAAGCAGAUGGAAUUGGCCUAUGAGAACCUCAAAGUAGAAGCUGAUAGAGUGAAAAAAUCAAUGGAAGAGGAAGCAUUAUCGCUUAGGAAGCAUGUUGAUGAGCUUGAGAGGGAAUGUAAUUUGAAGUCAAUUGAAGCAGCUUCUGCAACUGCAGGAAAAGAAGAAGCCGUUGUUGCUGCUUUAGCUGAAAUAUCCAGUCUGAAAGAAGAUACCUCUGCUAAGACGACACAAAUCUCAAAUUUGGAGGAUCAAAUAACUGCUUUGAAAGAUGAUUUGGACAAAGAGCAUCAAAGAUGGCGUGCUGCUCAAGAUAAUUAUGAGAGACAGGUAAUUCUGCAGUCAGAAACAAUUCAAGAACUGACUAGAACAUCUCAAGCUUUGGCAACCUUACAAGAAGAGUCAUCUGAGCUCCGUAAGUUGUCAGAUAUUCUAAAAUCCGAAAAUAAUGCAUUGAAGGCCAAGUGGGAGGCAGAAUUGUCGGUGCUAGAAGUGUCAAAAACUGAAGCUGAGAAGAAAUACACUGAGGCUAAUGAACAGAACAAAAUAUUACUGGACCGGCUUGAGGGUUUGUAUAUUAAACUGGCUGAGAAGGACCGUGUAUCUUCAGGUGUAUCUGCUGGAAGCACAGUGGCCGAGGGUGAUGACGGACUGAUGAAUGUUGUGAAUUAUCUAAGACGGUCCAAGGAAAUUGCAGAAACAGAAAUUUCUUUGCUCAGACAGGAAAAACUUCGGUUGCAAUCACAGCUUGAGAAUGCUCUGAGGAGAGUGGAGGUAGCAGAAGCAUCACUUAAUUCUGAGCGGGAGAAUUCAAGAGCUCAGGUUUUAAGUGAAGAGGAGUUUAAAUCACUGCAGCUUCAGGUUAGAGAAUUGAACUUACUUCGUGAAAGCAACUUGCAAUUGAGAGAGGAGAACAGGCACAAUGUUGAAGAAUGCCAGAAACUUCGCCAAGCUGCCCAGAAGAUGAAAACUGAAUUAGAGGAUCUGGAGAAGCUUCUUAAUGAAAGACAAGCUGAUGUAGAAGCUUGUAGGAAAGAGAUUGAAAUGCAGAAGCUGGAUAAAGAGAAGCUUGAGAGGAGGGUUAGUGAGUUGGUUGAGAGGUACAAGAGUUUUGACCUAGAAGAAUAUGCAAGUCUGAAAGAAGCUGCUUCACAGAUGCAGGUGAAUCUGAGAGAAAAAGAUGUAGAGCUGGAGAAAAUUAAGAAAACCAUGUCUGAGCAGCAGAAUCUGGUAGCUGACUUAGAGCAAGACCUUUCAAGGAGCAGAACAGAAUUGAGUCAGAGGGAAUCGAGAAUCAAUGAGAUUUUGCAAACUGAGGCCUCGCUGAGAUCUGAAGUUGAUAAACAAAGAAAGUUGGCAGUUCUAAUGAAGAAAAGGGUUGAAAACUUGUUGAAGGAAAAGGAAAGGGCAGACAGCUUAUCAAAGGAAAAAGAUGAUUUGGCUAGAGAGAAUCAAGCUCUCUCCAAACAGUUGGAAGAUGCUAAACAAUGGAAAAAAACUGCUGAUGCUGCAGAUGAACAGGCUUUGAAAGAUAAAGAAAAGGAGAAAAACACCAGAAUCCAGGGGCUUGAGAAGAUCACAGACCGUCUUAGAGAAGAGUUGAAACAAGAGAGAUCAAAGCGCUUGAAGAUGCAAAAGACAAUAGGGGAUUCCUAUGGAACUGUGAAUCAGCAACGGUCCAAGCUAUCAGAUGAAAUGGACAAGCAUAAGCAGGCUCUGAAGAUGCUUACCGAUGAAGUUGAGAAGAUAAGGCAAACCAAAGGCAGUCAAACAGAGGGCACAUCAGUGGAUCAACUACUUUCUGGGACUCACUUAGAGGAUUUUACUGCUGCAUAUAUUCAGGCUGUAGAUGACUUUGAACGGGUUGCACGUAAUGAGCUUGGGGUUUCUGGUGCUGGUGACACUUCUGCUCCAGAUGCUUCUCUUUCUGCCUCUGUUGUUCCAGGCCCAGCAGCUACGCUUCCGCCACCAGCUAGCUUGUUGACUUCCAUUCCUGCAGUUGGAAAAGCAGAAGAAGAAAGAAGACUUGUUUUAUCGAAGAUAACCUCCGAAACUCGUAAAACCGGAAGGAAAUUGGUUCGACCUCGCAUCACAAAGCCAGAGGAACCUUUAGUUGAUGUGGAGAUGCAAGAUAUAGAUGAAUCCACCAACAGUAGGAAGCAUUUGCCACCUCAAAAUGCAGAAAAUCUAGAUAAUGCCACAUUAUCAACUCAACCACCAAUUCGCAAGCGCCUAUCUGCAGCCUCUACCUCAGAGUUACAAGAAGAAACUCCUGCCAUGGAUGAAACCUGCUUAGAUGUGGCUCAACCUGUGCUUAAGAAGUCCAAACAUCUAGAGGCACCUCAAGAAGGUGGUGAAGAUAAAUCUGCUGGUAAUGUAGAAAAUUCAGAAUCUCUGCCUACUACGGAGGAACAUGAUGCUGGUGAUGAAACCCAAGGUUUGAAAGAGGAAGCCAGUGAUAUUGAGAAGGAUGAGACUACACUUUCUGGCGAGCAGGUUGAAGAGCCGUCAGUUGUUGCAACAAAUCAGGCUGAGUCACAGGUUGAUAGAACAGAUAUUGCAGAUGAUACUUUUGUCAGUUCUAAUGAAGUGUCUACCCCAGAUAAUAAAUCAACAUUUCAGGUGCAACAAGAGAGUGAGCAGCUAGCGAUGGAUGAAAGGGAAGAGGGAGAGCUAGUUGCUGAUCCUGAAGAUGUUGGAAAUUUUGAUAGCAUUUUAUCAAUGGGAAGCCCAGAAAAUUUGGAACCUCAGACUGAUGACUUAGCUGGUACUGAUGAAGACCUCUUGCUUACUCCAACAGACCCCGGGGAGAUAGAAUCUUCUCAGCUCCCAGAUGAUGAUAAGAAUGAUGAAGUUGAUGCGACAGAAGAGCUAGCUGAAAGUUCUGAUAAGUUGAAUGAUGGUGGUGACCAGGUUGCUGCAGAAACUGAUCAGGCUGUGGAUACUGUUACUGCUGAGAAACCAUCAAGCAGUCCAGUUGAUAGUAGCAAUUCAAAAGAAGGGGGUUCGGGUGAAAGUGCUGCUGCUGAAACAGAAGAAGGGAAACAGGUCUCACCUGUCAAUAGGAGCUCAAGAACUAUAAACUUAAAUGAGAGGGCUAGAGAAAGGGCUUCUAUUAGGCAGGCUGCUAUGCUUUCUUCUACACCGACAAGAGGCCGUGGGCGAGUUCUUCGAGGUCGCGGUGGGCGCAGUGGUCGUGGUGGUCGCGGUCCAAUCUCUGGUUCACAGGGUUAA
Molecule: messenger RNA, 6261 nt
Organism: Solanum verrucosum
Lineage: Eukaryota; Viridiplantae; Streptophyta; Magnoliopsida; Solanales; Solanaceae
Product: nuclear-pore anchor
Exons: 3
Coding region: 112-6261 (2049 amino acids)
Biological process (GO): mRNA export from nucleus; protein import into nucleus
Cellular component (GO): nuclear pore
Molecular function (GO): structural constituent of nuclear pore
Source: RefSeq, a predicted model, not a curated record